Messenger RNA from Mus musculus (house mouse), 5630 nucleotides. RefSeq names its product tripartite motif-containing 11 (gene Trim11). Gene Ontology annotation, cellular component: cytoplasm; cytosol; nucleus. The record is from RefSeq and is a predicted model, not a curated record. The transcript is spliced from 4 exons. Gene Ontology annotation, biological process: suppression of viral release by host; protein ubiquitination; protein autoubiquitination. NCBI's taxonomy places the organism in Eukaryota, Metazoa, Chordata, Mammalia, Rodentia, Muridae. Gene Ontology annotation, molecular function: protein-macromolecule adaptor activity; zinc ion binding; ubiquitin-protein transferase activity. The coding region runs from base 4013 to 4960 and encodes 315 amino acids.
GCAAAAGCAGAGUGUUUUAUUCUGCAGAAGUCCCGCAUGCUGGGGUCUACUGUUUAUCAAGAUGGAGAUGCCCAAGAGAGCUCACAGGCCCUAUUUAAGCACAUUAGGGGGAAUUCCAGGGAGGGGUGGGUAACCUUAUCUUAAUUCACUGGCUCUAUAUCUGGGGACAUUCCAGAACCACCACUUGGGGCUGGGGGCUGUGUGGAGGGGGGGCGGGGGGGGGUGUUGACUGUUACUGGGGAAACCUGGAAACUGUUGCUGGGGAAGCCUGGAAACUGUUACUGACCAUUGCCCUUGCCUCAGGCCAGGUGGGGGGCAGCAACUGAGGGUGGGGCACUUUCUGAUUGGCUGCCCGAGGCUUAGAGGAUUUUCCAGUAACUGACUUUUGCCCAGUUCUGAGAAACAGAGAUCUAGGCCUGGUCUCCUGAACUGCCAGUUUGAAGCCUGUCAUGGAGUCAGCCUGUCUCAGUCCUCUCACUGUGCCUCAGCAUCUCAGCGUCCUCAAGGUGGAUCUUGUCAGGGCUGCUUUUCUGGUGGUUUUUCAAAGGUAAUCAACAUUUCCACUUUAACAUAAAGUGUGAAGUGCACACAAAUCAGUGAAAGAUGAGUCUUUGCUCUUUGAAGAAAUGAAAGACAUCUGUCUGUCUUUAUACGUUGGUUUGGAUUCUCUGACCAACUGUGAUAUAAACUUCCAUCCAAGCUGUAUGAAGGGAUGGAAUGGCAGGUCCCAAGUGUUCCCCAACAAGGGGAUACCCUGUCUGUCUCUCGCUGAGCUACCAUCGUUAGUCCUGUUAGCCUUUGCCACAUUUUUUGUGUAUUUCAGAAGGCUGAGCCUUUUUUUUAAUCAUCUCUAGAAAAACAUUGUUUCUAGGAACACUUUACCUAUAAUCCUUUUGACCUUAUUUAUCGUAAUUAAAACAUCUGACAAUUCUGAUUUUUCUUAAAACCUUUUAAGACUUUUUUCUAUUAAAGUAACCUCUGGUUUUGUGUCCAUUAAUCCUUUGAGCUCCUCUACCCAACUGUGAUUUUAAUUUUGGCCUCUUAUCAUUUAUAGUAGUUUGUUAUAAUAUCUGAUUUUGGGUAUCUUUAGAAUCUCUUGUUUUAUCCAUAAGAGCAGCUCUAUAGUAAAUGGCUUACUUAAGUUUUGAACAGUUGCUUGUCCUAUCAGGCUUAGAUUUAAGCCUACCAGGCUAGAAUGUUUUACCAGGCUAGAAUGUUUUUCAGAAUACUCUUUCCUUGGUGGACAGGAAAUGAAUGGCUCAUGUUGGUUUUUGUAGAGCCCGGAGCAAAGCCUCUUUGUUUUCCAACUGACAUUAAGGAAUUGCCUUGAGUAUCUUUGGAUGGCCUACAUUCAUGAGCCUUACUUCCAUCCCUUCUACACCUUCUACACUGCACAGGAGACUUCUUCCCUGGACUAUCAUAGAAUAAUUUAUCCUUAGGAACUAUUCACAGUCACAGCCACAGGCUUUGUAUGCUGAGUUUGUCCCACCAUAACUGAAUUUGGGUAUUAAACUCUAUAUCCGCAGGAGUUUUCAUCCAUUUAUAAAGAGGUACAAAUCUGGCCCUUUUAUGUCCAGUAGCCUUUUUGCACUCAGCAUUAGCAUUUUUAAAAGCGAAACAUUCAAUUAAAAUCUCUCUAGCAGUUGGAUCUGAUAUUGCUCUAUUUGGAGAUAGAGUUAACCUUGGUAAAAAGCCAGUGAAAGAUUCAUCUGGGCCCUGGGUCACCUUUGUAAAAGACUGAACUCCACCCUGUUGUAAGGCUCUGUUGUAGGACGGCAUCGUCAGGGUAAUCUGGACUCUCAAUCCAGAACAGUCCUUCACUUAGUAACUGAUGGCCGACACCAUCAGCACCUCCAUCCUAUUUCACUGCCCCACACGGAAGCCUCAUCUUUCCACCUCAGCCAUUGCAAUUGAGGGCCAGGCUUUAAGAUGGCUGGCAUCAAAUCUCUCCAUUUGAUUGGAAUUAUAUGAUUUUUUUGUGUGGCCCAGUUAUUACAUAUGGUGAAUGUAAGCCAUAGCUCAUUACUGCUUCCUUAAGCGUUCUAAAAUCCUGUGCUUCUAGAAGUUGCCAUUCAAAUUCUUGAUAACCCUGUGAAUUUCUUUCAUCUCCUCCCAAUUCCUUUAUCAAGUCUGGAAAAUCAUUUUAGGUUUUUUAACAGAUGUAGACUGCCCUUUUCAGUCUUGUUCCAAGGUGGUACUGAAUGUUUUAGCCUUCUUUCCCCUGUCUAUCUCAGUAUCUUUCUCAAUUCUAAUUAUAAUUUUUUUUCUAAUUUUUCUCCUAAGACCCAUCUCCAUUUUUUAUAUUUUCUUCUUCUUGUAGCUCUACUAUCUUAGUAUUUUCAUUUUUAUUUAUAAAUCUUUCCAAUUUCUCUUCUAUGACCUGUCUUCAUUUUUCAGAUAUCUUUCUCGUCGUAUCUCUACUACUUUAGAGUUUUCCUAAUUUUUAUUUAUAUUUUUUUCUAAUUUUUCUUCUAAGGCCUGUAACCUACAUCUUCCAGUCUUCUCCUUAUCUAAGUUUGCUUUCUUUUGAUCUCUCUUUAAAAAGAUAUAGAAAAUUUGUUAUCGUUACUGAAAAAAAUUAUUUAUAUGCUGAUAACUAUAGCAAAAAUUAUACAGACUCUAGAUGCCCUGUGCCACUGAGUUCUUUCCAUUUUUAUCAUAGAAGAUAUUUUCCCUUUAAUCUCUAUCUCCUUAAAAACUUCGAUUUACCAACUUAAACUAUAUUUGUCUACGAUGUUUUAUAUUUAGUCUCUUUCCUCUUUUAUUGUUUUCAAACUUAAUACCUUACCGGUUCAGAAGUUUGGGGCUUUUUAGUCCCAUAGCCGCUGCGGGAAAAUGUUCCUUUUGUUCUUUAGUGCGUCUGCAGGCUCCACAGACCAGCAAGUGUCUACGGUGGCUAACUUCAACCCCUCAGCUCAGUUCAGGAGGCUGCCCCCAUUGUUUCCAUCUUUCUGCAGGCCCUUCCGACCUGCUGCUCGAGAAUGGCUUUAGGUCUUUACCUGCAGCCACCGGCUGAAAGCCAGGCCUAUGUGCCCCAGCUCUGGAUCGCAAACUGCGCUUGGUUCGUGCAGCUCUGAGAAGCUGCUCGCCUGCGGGCCACGCCAGAGGCUCGUGGCCGGCCGCUGCCUGACUCAGCAGCCGCGGGAGUGCUAGACCCGGGCCGCUGCAGACGCAGGCUGGAGUGCGUUCCGGCUCGCUACCCAGUUGCUUAUAGACGGCCGCUCAAGCGCUCAGCCCGCCGCUACGGGAAAUCUUACGGGAGAGAAGCCGUGCCUGGCUUUCUAGUUUAGCACUCGCUGUCCACAACUUUUCUAAGUUGCUGGCCCCAGCAACGUCAGAUACACUCGCGGCAGAAGUUGUGGCCGCAGACGGUCACCACCAUAAGCUUUGACUGUUUCCUGAUUCGUGCAUAAUCAUCCCGUUAUUCUAAGUUCUGCCACACGUGGCUGGUUACCUGGUUCUCAGUUUUUGCUGCUAUCUCCAUCAGCGUUCUGGGGCCAAACUUGCGUCGGUGUCGAUCCCGGCAUCCACCCCGGCCCCUCUCUUUUCCAGGCAUCACACCUUCUAAUUUCCUGCCUAAGCUCACUGGCCAUUGUAUUGACCGGAGAAAGGUUUACACAGUGCACAAGAGAUUAGCUACAGAACCCAUGGCCAAAGUUUGCAGCAUCCGGAUCUUGGGGUGCGGGGACACCACCUGCGGAGACUUGUCACCGCAAGAGAGGCGAAAAUGCGAUCUCUUGCACUAUAAUUCGAUUCCGACCCCGAGCCCCGAUACACAGCGGCCAACCCAAGAACAAACGGGUUCUAAAAAAUAAUAAAAACUAGCUUCCUGCUUCCGCUGUGGUUUCUCUUCCGGCGGAAGUCUGAGAGCUUAGUGCCGGAUGUACCCACUACCCAGGAGGCUGAGAGUGCCGCUACCUGCUCCUGGCCCGUUCCCACUGCGCUCUCGCGGCGGAGUUGCCCGAUCCCGGUGCACCACGAAAAGCUCGAUCCAGGCGCAGACGCCAGCACCAUGGCUGCCCCAGACUUGUCCACCAACCUCCAGGAGGAGGCCACCUGCGCCAUCUGCCUGGAUUACUUCACCGACCCGGUGAUGACCGACUGCGGCCACAACUUCUGCCGCGAGUGCAUCCGACGUUGCUGGGGCCAGCCCGAGGGCCCAUACGCGUGCCCCGAGUGUCGCGAGCUGUCGGCGCAGAGGAACCUACGGCCCAACCGCCCGCUCGCCAAAAUGGCAGAAAUGGCACGACGCCUGCACCCGCCUUCUCCGGUCCCGCAGGGCGUCUGUGCGGCGCACCGCGAGCCGCUGACCACCUUCUGCGGCGACGACCUCAGCCUGCUGUGCCCCAUCUGCGAGCGUUCGGAGCACUGGACUCACCGGGUGAGACCGCUGCAGGAGGCGGCGGACGACCUCAAGGGGAGGCUGGAGAAGUCACUGGAGCACCUACGGAAACAAAUGGAGGACGCAAUGCUGUUCCAAGCCCAGGCUGAGGAAACCUGUGCCUUGUGGCAGAAGAUGGUGGAGAGCCAGCGGCAGAAUGUGCUGGGCGAGUUUGAGAGGCUGCGCCGCCUGUUGGCAGAGGAGGAGCAACAGCUGCUGCAGAAGCUGGAGGAGGAAGAGCUGGAGGUUCUGCCGCGCCUGCGUGAAGGCGCUGCGAGGCUUGGCCAGCAAAGCACGCAGCUGGCAGCCCUCAUCUCCGAGCUUGAGAGCCGCUGCCAGCUGCCAGCCCUGGGUUUACUGCAGACUCAAGUCUGCAGAGAGCAUGUCCUCGCCAUCUCUCUCGUAAACUCCACAGCAGCUAAGACGGGCGCCCCAAAACACAUGUUCUUUGUUGCCCAUGAAGAUGGGUGCCAGCCCCAAGGCUCCCAGCGGGCAUGCUCCAGUUCCUUGGCUAAAAGGCUGCAGUGUUGUGUGUCCGCUGCACACAUCCUCUGCUUGCCUUCCCUCACGACUAGCUGACCUGAGAUGCUGAAUAUUCGGAACAUGCUGUUAGCUAGCUGCUGAGCAGCGAGGGGCUAAUGAGAAGGGUAAGUGUCUUGUGUUCAGCCCACAUGUUGGUUAUUUCACUUUAAAUCGACAGUUGUUUGAGUCUGCAGGUGCAAAGUGAGGGCGUUCACUGAGGCGGACCACGUAAGCAGUCCCCGAGGCAGCUUCCCGUUUUCUCAAGCUGACGACAGUUGCUGUCCUCAGUGGGCACAGCCACGUGCAUGUGGCUCCUGUGUGCUGUAGGGGGAGGGGCAGGAUAGGACUUGUUUGGAUCUUUAAGUACCCAUCCUUGUUCCCGGACCCCUGAGAGCUCUCAGUAGGACUUCCAGUCCAGCCCUUUCAGCUCAUGAUGUACACUUUGUGCUCUGCACUCAGCCCAAGAUGGUCAGGCCUGUUUGUAGGGUGUUGUCUCCAUCCUUUUCUAACAGUGUAUGACAGGGGAGUUGUGGUCAAACAACAGCCUCUGAGAGGGACUCUAAGGACCCUCAGGACAAAUGACCUCAACCUCAGGAAAGUGUUCCUCAUGACCCCUCAUGGUAGGGGGUAAACUUUGAUGUGCAUUGGAGGGAGACAUUCAAACUGUAGCUGGGCCCUUAGCUCUCAGCGCCUCUUCUCUCUCCCCCUCCCUCUCCCCCUCCCCCUC